Molecule: messenger RNA, 741 nt
Organism: Daphnia pulex (common water flea)
Lineage: Eukaryota; Metazoa; Arthropoda; Branchiopoda; Diplostraca; Daphniidae
Exons: 2
Coding region: 36-725 (229 amino acids)
Molecular function (GO): N-acetyltransferase activity
Source: RefSeq, a predicted model, not a curated record
GUUUUUAAGCUGGCCAGUAUCAAACGCUCAAGAUAAUGGCCGCCAAACUUUACGAUUCCAUUAAAUUUCCGUUUCCUUGUGAUGGAUUCCCCAACCUAAUUUUCGAUUUGGCUGGGCCUAGUGAUGUUAAAGAACUGUCCGAAUUCAUCAUGGACGAAUUUUUUCAUCGCUUCCCACUUAAAAAUGUUUUGGAUGUGGAAAAAGAAGUUCGCCCGUGGAUUGGUCAGUACAUCGGUCACGUAUGCACCAAACAAUUCACCUUGAUCCUUCGUGACACCACCAGUGGAAACCGUAUCGCCGCCGCAGCCAUCAACGACCUCGACUACAAGGAUCGGACUGAAGAUGAUAUCAGCCUCAUAUCCUUCGCUGAUCCAGUUGAACGCCCGGGCUGGCAAAAAAUUUGCCGUCUGCUUGCUGAACUUGAACUGGACUUGAACUUUGAUCCUGUUUUAUCCAUCGAUCUAAUGACUGUCAGUCAGGACUACACCAAACGCGGAUUAUCUGCCCUCUGCACCAAAUUCACCGUGGAGCUGGCUAAAUCAAAGGGAAUUGAAAUGAUUAAAGUCGAAGCUGUCAGCGAAUUCAUGGCUUUAGGGUUAAGCAAGAUGGGUUUUGAAGUCAUGAAAGAAGUUGACUACAACGAGCUGGAGAUUGACGGAGAGAAACCGUUUGCCACAACAAGCAUUCAUCAAAAAGCUAAGGCAUUCGUCUUUAAAUGUAAUUAAAGAAGAAUCCUUUCAG